CUCAACUAGAAGUAACUCAAUAUUAUUUGAAACAAAAAUAUGAAAAAGAAUUGAUAAUAAAUAUGUUGGGGCAUGUUCAACAUGAUGAUUAUAAUGAAUAUUGUUUAAAAUUUGCAUUUGAAAACU
Racocetra persica is the source of this 126-nucleotide messenger RNA. Lineage: Eukaryota; Fungi; Glomeromycota; Glomeromycetes; Diversisporales; Gigasporaceae. The record is from the annotation of a GenBank genome assembly.